AUGGAGACGUUCUAUAAUGGUCUCAACACUUACACAAGAAUGGUGGUUGAUGAUUCGGGGAAUGGGGUUCUUCUUGCUAAGUCCUAUAAUGAGGCAUAUGAAAUCCUUGAGAGGAUAUCCAACAACUAUCAGUGGCCCACUACUAGAUCAUCUACAGGUAGAAAGGUGGCUAGUAUUCAUGAUGUAGAUGCCAUCACUUCCUUGGCGGCCCAAGUUUCCUCUAUUUUGAAUAUGCUUAAGACAAUGAACAUGGGGAUGAAUCAGUCAAUGGGGCAGCCUAUGGGGUCACAAAUGGGGCAAAUGGAGAACAUUUCUUGUGUGUAUUGUGGUGAGGGUCAUAUUUUUUACAAUUGUCCUUCCAAUUUCGCAGUUGUGUGUUACAUGGGGAACCAAAAUAGGAAUGGUCCUUAUUCUAAUUCCUACAAUCCAUCAUGGAGGCAACAUCCCAACUUUUCUUGGAAUAAUCAAUGGAGAAGUGGGAAAGAGUUGGAGAAUAACAAGACAAAUUCUGGGCAUGAGGAUGAGCCCACUUCAAUCCAAAUAAAUGAGGAAAUCCAAAACGAUGUUGAAAUUUCUAGUGUACCAAAAUUUGCCUCUGCCCAGAAUGUUGCACAAUUGCUACAGCAUAGUCGCCCAGACAGCUCAAUUUCAAAGCAGCUUCCUCCAUUUCCUCAACGUUUUCAGAAGCAAAAGUUGGAUUCUCAAUUCAAGAAAUUUCUAGAUAUGUUGAAGCAGUUGCAUAUCAACAUCCCACUUGUAGAGGAACUUGAGCAAAUGCCUAACUAUGUGAAAUUCAUGAAAGAUGUUCUUACAAGGAAGAGAAGGUUAUGA
Molecule: messenger RNA, 831 nt
Organism: Humulus lupulus (European hop)
Lineage: Eukaryota; Viridiplantae; Streptophyta; Magnoliopsida; Rosales; Cannabaceae
Exons: 2
Coding region: 1-831 (276 amino acids)
Source: RefSeq, a predicted model, not a curated record